AUGGCCACGCUGUACGCUCGCCAGAGCCAGCUAAGGGCUGCCAAAUUCUUCUCCAUCCCGGGGCCCUUCGCCUCGACCAGAUUCUUCUCUCAGCAGCAGCAGCGCCCGCGCUUCUCCUCCCGCCUGCGCCACGCCCUCAAGAAUUCAAAGGUCCAAUGGUACCAGAUUCCCGUUGGAGUCGGAAUUGGCUUCCUUGGCUUGGUUCAGUUCUACAAGGUCUCAUCGCGCGAGCGUGAAAAGGAGGAGAGGGGCGAGGUUCAGGAUGGCGCGCCACCACCCAAGAAGCGUGCGAAGAUCAGGCCCGAUGGACCCUGGCAGGUCCAGGUCAUGUCAACGCUCCCCUUGAAGGCCAUUUCGAGACUAUGGGGUCGCUUCAACGAAUUGACUAUUCCAUACUACCUACGGGUUCCCGGAUUCAAGCUGUAUUCAUGGAUUUUCGGCGUCAACUUAUCUGAGGUCGCCGAGCCCGACCUGCACACGUACCCGAACCUCGCCUCCUUCUUCUACCGUGAGCUUAAGCCCGGCGCCCGUCCCCUCGACCCGAAUUCCAACGCCCUGCUUUCCCCGUCUGACGGUCGAGUCCUGCAGUACGGCCAGAUCCAGGGCGGAGACAUUGAGCAGGUCAAGGGCAUGACGUAUAGCAUAGACGCCCUUCUCGGCAAGAACACCCCGACGCCCAGUAUCUCAAGCGGCUGGUCCACGCCGCAGGAGGUCGAGGCCGAGAACUCGAACAGUGUUUCCCCGAGCCAAGACCUCGUCAAGACGGACGAGGAGUUCGCCCGCGUCAAUGGCAUCUCUUACACGGUUCCUAGCCUUCUGUCGGGUGCGGCCAUGUCCCAGCGGAGGGGGUCUCUCAAGGACGAGGCCGGCGAGCAUCCGUCGGCGUCUGCCGUCUCCGAGGUCCGCGCCGAUCUUGCUCUUGGCGAGAAGCCUUGGUACGACCUCAUCUCGCCAGACAACAAGACCGCUCUCUACUACGCUGUCAUCUACCUCGCUCCUGGAGAUUACCACCGCUUCCACUCACCCGCAAACUGGGUCGUCGAAAGACGCCGUCACUUCGCCGGUGAGCUCUUCAGCGUUUCCCCUUACCUCCAGCGCACUCUGCCGGGCCUCUUCACCCUCAACGAGCGGGUCGUUCUGCUCGGCCGAUGGCGUUAUGGGUUCUUCAGCUACGUCCCUGUUGGAGCCACCAACGUUGGCUCCAUCAAGAUCAACUUCGAUCGAGAACUGCGCACCAACAGCUUGACCACCGACACGGCGGCUGACCGGGCUGCCGAGGAGGCCGCAAACCGUGGCGAGCCGUACACAGGCUUUUCCGAAGCCACCUAUGCUUCUGCCAGUCCUGUGCUUGGCGGGCAUGCUCUACGCAGAGGCGAGGAAAUGGGCGGUUUCCAGCUGGGUAGCACGAUUGUGCUGGUCUUUGAGGCACCGACGGAGGGCAAGACUCCCGAGGACAAGAAGGGAUGGAGAUGGGCCGUUGAGAAGGGCCAGACGGUCAGGAUGGGCCAGGCGUUGGGCUACGUCGAGGAGGAGUGA
This is a messenger RNA of Colletotrichum graminicola M1.001, 1536 nucleotides long. Its product is annotated as phosphatidylserine decarboxylase. Gene Ontology annotation, biological process: phosphatidylethanolamine biosynthetic process. Gene Ontology annotation, molecular function: phosphatidylserine decarboxylase activity. The transcript has 2 exons. Gene Ontology annotation, cellular component: mitochondrion. NCBI's taxonomy places the organism in Eukaryota, Fungi, Ascomycota, Sordariomycetes, Glomerellales, Glomerellaceae. The record is from RefSeq and is a predicted model, not a curated record. Bases 1 to 1536 code for a protein of 511 amino acids.